Molecule: messenger RNA, 775 nt
Organism: Trifolium pratense (red clover)
Lineage: Eukaryota; Viridiplantae; Streptophyta; Magnoliopsida; Fabales; Fabaceae
Product: UPF0426 protein At1g28150, chloroplastic
Exons: 3
Coding region: 98-490 (130 amino acids)
Source: RefSeq, a predicted model, not a curated record
GGUAAUAAAUAAUCGUUGGAAAAAACAGCACCUCACCCAAGAAUCGGAAUCAUCUUGUGGUAGUUGCAAGUUGGAAUAACAAAGGCAGAGCAGAGCUAUGUCUCUUCUCUUUACUUCUUCUUCUUCUUCUCGUCUUCCACUCCCAUGCACUCAAGAAUGUAGGUUUUUAUCAUCAUCAUCAGGAGUAAUCACCAGAACCAUCGGUUUUAAUUCUCAUAGUAACUGUAAUUCCCUUCGAGUUCGUAAUCGGAGUCGAAUUACAGCUUUUUUCUUUAAUCCUGCACAAGACCCUAUCGUCAAAGAAGCUCUCAAGGAACCAGUGGCAUUCUGGGGUGGGGUGUUUGCAGGCCUUUUAAGGCUUGAUUUGAAUGAGGAGCCUCUCAAGGAAUGGAUUAAUAGGACUGUCGAAGAUUCUGAUAUCAAUGAAGAAGAAACCAAUGCAGAAGGAUCAACUACUGAAGAUGCUCCACAAGAGAUUGAAAUAGAAUAAAACUUGCACUUUUUUCUUUUAAAACUUGAAUAGCAUCAGCAUGCCAGAAGCACAGUAACAAUUUGUUCGAUUGGUUAUAAAUUAUAAUAUUCUAAUCACACAUUUGGUAUACAGAACAUAUCAGCUCUGGUCCUUUCUCUUCAUCCCUUUAAAGAUGGUAAAUGUAAACAAUAUUUUCAUGGCUUAGCUUUGUAUUAUGAAGUCUGUAUCUAUUGCUACCCUCAGCUAGAUUAUAUUCUGAAGUGUUUUAUUUUUGAAAUCAAUGAAAAAAUAUGUUUAUGUGCA